GGCCGCUUCCAAAGGAAGUGACGAUUGUGACCGCGGUGUUUCCGCUGCUCAAACCGUCUCGAGCUCAGAAACCAUCGAUUAUUGAUCAAAGCUUCGGGGCCGAAUGGCGGCGGCGGCACGAAAAUAAACAUCAGCUGUGCGUAGAAGCUAAUGCUAAGCUACUGAUAACCGGAGGAAGACGGAAGUAGUUUGUUCAAACACAAAACAGAUCUGAUGCUAAUCGAUGAUCGCAGAAGACACAGAGGAGAUGCUAAGCUAACAGCACACACGGUUCUGUUAGCUGAUGCUAAGCUAACAGCACACACGGUUCUGUUAGCUGAUGCUAAGCUAACAGCACACACGGUUCUGUUAGCUGAUGCUAAGGAGUCUGUGAUGAUCGGUACAUGGAGAUGACGUCACAGAACAGAGAUCUGACGUCACACAGACCCGGCCGUUACUGUAGAGAAGUACUAAGUUACUGAAGAAAAGUACUCAGUUACUGUAGUGAAGUACUCAGUGUUGCUGGUGUUGACAGGGGGGGGGGGCAACUCUCAUCAUGGAGAAUGGACAGAGCUCCACAAAGCUGGGCCUGCCACCGCUCUCCCUGAACCAGCAGGAGGCGCUGCAGAAGGCUAAGAAGUACGCGAUGGAGCAGAGUAUUAAAAGUGUUCUUGUCAAGCAGACUGUGGCUCAGCAGCAGCAGCAGCAGCUCACCAGCCUCCAGAUGGCGUCUCUGACGAUGGGUCUCGGAGACGCUCUCUCUCCUCUGCAGUCAGUGGCGGCUCAGCGUCAGAGAGCUCUGGCCAUCAUGUGUCGAGUUUACGUGGGCUCCAUUUACUACGAGCUGGGGGAGGACACCAUCAGACAGGCCUUUGCUCCGUUUGGACCAAUCAAAAGUAUCGACAUGUCAUGGGACUCAGUCACCAUGAAACACAAGGGUUUCGCCUUUGUGGAGUACGAGAUGCCAGAGGCGGCACAACUAGCUCUGGAACAGAUGAACUCUGUCGUAUUGGGAGGAAGAAACAUCAAGGUUGGGAGGCCCAGUAACAUCGGUCAGGCUCAGCCAAUCAUUGACCAGCUGGCAGAGGAGGCUCGAGCCUUUAACAGAAUUUACAUUGCGUCCGUUCACCCCGACCUCUCUGACGAUGACAUCAAGAGUGUGUUUGAAGCCUUUGGGAAGAUCAAGUCUUGCAUGUUGGCCCGAGAGCCAACUACAGGGCGGCACAAAGGCUACGGCUUCAUCGAGUACGACAAGGCUCAGUCAUCUCAGGACGCUGUGGCCUCCAUGAACCUUUUUGACCUGGGGGGUCAGUACCUGCGAGUCGGGAAGGCUGUGACUCCGCCCAUGCCCCUCCUCACACCGACAACCCCUGGAGGACUCCCUGCUGCAGCUGCCGUGGCUGCUGCUGCUGCCACCGCUAAAAUCACUGCUCAGGAGACAGUGGGAACAUCGGUUCUUGGAGCUCUGGCUGGACCGGCGCUCCUCUCUCAACAGCUUGGAGGACUUCCUCAGGCUGUCAUGGCCGCCCAGGCUCCAGGUGUCAUCACGGGGGUGACCCCAGCUCGGCCUGGCCUGCCUCAGGUGGGUCUGGUGAACCCGGUGCUGGCCACACCCCUGACACUAGAAGCCUCUUUUGAGGAGAGGAAAGAGGAGGAGGAGGAGGAGGAGUGUCGGCAAGAGGCGCAACAGGAGGGAGUCACGGAGCCACUCAGCGAGCAGGAGCACAUGAGCAUCAGCGGCAGCAACGCAAGACACAUGGUGAUGAGGAAACUGCUCCGCAAGCAGGAGUCGACCGUGAUGGUCCUGAGGAACAUGGUCGGGCCCGACGACAUCGACGAUGACCUGGAGGGCGAGGUGACUGAGGAGUGUGGGACGUUUGGCCAGGUGAAGCGCGUCGUCAUCUACCAGGAGCGUCAGGGCGAGGAGGACGAUGCCGAGGUUAUUGUUAAGAUCUUUGUUAUGUUUUCGGACGCAGCCGAGAUGAAUGGAGCCAUCCAGGCGCUGAACCACCGCUGGUUCGGAGGACGCAAGGUGGUGGCAGAGGUAUACGACCAGGAACGAUUCGAGAACAGUGACCUGUCGGCAUAGAACACGUGUAAACAUGUACAAACUCAGUGUAGUUUAGAUGCCUCUCUUACCUGUCAGAGUUUUUAUUGGUGUUUGUCUCCAGAAAAGUUUGAACCUAAAGGAUCAUUCUGCUGGUUUCAACUUGAAAUCACAAAUAAUUCCCUGCUGAUGAUCAACUGACUGAUCUUUAGGUCUGGACUUGUCGUGUUCCUGUGUCACAUUAUAGUUCUUAAUCUUGACAUGUUGUAAAUGACUAAUGACUCAUCCAAUCACCACACAGUCUCUCAAACCAUCAAUGAUUCAGGGAUCAGUCCCAGUAACUGAAACAGGUGUUUGACUCCUGGUUGGACAAAGGAAAACAAAGACGUUUGAAGACGUCCUCGUUGACCUGGUUAACUAUGUGUUGAUGUGUGGGACAACGGAUGGUAAAUAAUUGUGUAAAUGCUGUUGAUGCAGCUGCAGCAAACGGUUUCACUUGGUCCUGGUCCCACCCACAGGUCCAGCUGAGACAGCUCGAAGACUCUGGACGCUGCGUUUGGAGCUGAAACAUGAAACCAGCCGUGGUUCAGAUGUUAAGAUUCUUUCAGAAACGUGGAUGUUCCUGAACACAUCAUCACAGUCAAACUCAGACCGACUUCCCUCAUGGGGUUAGGUUCCUGUUGAAGUCGGGCUGGUGUCGGAGUUGAGAAAUGAAAUGAAGUUUGUUCACGUGUCCGAUGAGUCAAACAAUCAAAUAUGUCAAUAAAACUUUUUUACGUCAA
Molecule: messenger RNA, 2808 nt
Organism: Hippoglossus stenolepis (Pacific halibut)
Lineage: Eukaryota; Metazoa; Chordata; Actinopteri; Pleuronectiformes; Pleuronectidae
Gene: puf60a
Product: poly-U binding splicing factor a
Exons: 10
Coding region: 536-2068 (510 amino acids)
Biological process (GO): alternative mRNA splicing, via spliceosome; regulation of alternative mRNA splicing, via spliceosome; mRNA splice site recognition
Cellular component (GO): catalytic step 2 spliceosome; precatalytic spliceosome
Molecular function (GO): RNA binding
Source: RefSeq, a predicted model, not a curated record